Molecule: messenger RNA, 4668 nt
Organism: Electrophorus electricus (electric eel)
Lineage: Eukaryota; Metazoa; Chordata; Actinopteri; Gymnotiformes; Gymnotidae
Product: arf-GAP with coiled-coil, ANK repeat and PH domain-containing protein 2-like
Cellular component (GO): cytoplasm
Molecular function (GO): protein binding; GTPase activator activity
Source: RefSeq, a predicted model, not a curated record
UCUGAAAUCCCGAUUGAAUUAUCUUAAAAGCAGUCGCGUUUUUGCAAUCACGGCUGUAUGGUUAUUGAAAUAUGGAACUGUUUAGCAUAACUUUUGUUCCCCAGUCUAGGUUUGCGUGAGACGUUUAAAUUAACCAAAAGGUUACAGAAAAUUGUCCAUCUUCGGUUUGAUUGGCUUUUACUAGUGACAUUCAUUCACAUGUGUACGGAGGCUUCAGAUAUGUCUAUUAUUGGUUACGUGUGAAAUAAAAUCUCCCACCCACUGAUUGGGGGAGACCUGGUCAAUGCAGUUACUGUGGGCAGCAUAUAACGUACUGUAUUUUGAAUUCAACGUUACUUCUAAUUUAUGUCAAAACUAAGUGUGUGUAAUCUUGGUUUAGUUUGCCAGCCAGCAAAAGGCUAGUUAGUUGAAUUGCCUUUGCUAACCGUGUUAACGUCCGCCGAUUAGAUACCAAGCUAGUUAGCUAAAGCUAUCUGGUGUAGCAGCAGUAUUUAGACUGCCUGGCUAAGUUUUUUUGCGAGCCCUAUUGACUGUUUUGGGUCUGGGACUUCUCAAGGAAACAGCUCUGUCAGCUGUUUGUCGUUGUAUUUUUGAUCUUUCACCGAAACAUUUUUAUUUCAAAAGAAGAUGAAGAUUACUGUUGAUUUUGAGGAAUGUCUCAAAGACUCUCCAAGGUUCAGGGCUACCAUUGAGGAAGUGGAGGGAGAUGUGUGUGAGCUGGAGUCCAAGCUUGACAAGCUGGUGAAACUCAGCGUCGCCAUGAUCGACGCUGGCAAGGCUUACAACACAGCCAACAGGCAGUUUGUGAGCGGCAUCCGGGAGCUGGCACAACAGUCAGUCAAGGAUGAGGUCAUUGAGUCCAGUCUCACCAAGUUUGCAGAGAGCCUACAGGAAAUGAUCAACUACCAUGCAAUCUUGUUUGAUCAAGCCCAGCGCUCAAUAAAAUCACAGCUUCAGACAUUUGUGAAGGAGGACCUGCGGCGGUUCAAGGAAACCAAAAAGCAAUUUGAUAAGGUGAGUGAGGAGAAGGAGGCGGCCCUGAGCAGGAAUGCGCAAGCCCCGCGCAACAAGCAGCAUGAGGUGGAGGAAGCCGCCAGCAUCCUCACCGCCACACGCAAGUGCUUCCGCCACAUUGUACUGGACUACGUGCUCCAGAUCAAUGUUCUUCAGUCCAAGAGGCGAUCAGAAAUUCUCAAAUCGAUGCUGUCCUUUAUGUAUGCCCACCUGACAUUCUUUCACCAGGGCUACGACCUGUUUAGUGAGCUCCAGCCUCUCAUGAAGCAUUUGUGUGGGCAGCUAGACCAGUUGGUGGUGGAUGCAGCAAAGGAAAAAUGGGAUAUGGAAGUAAAGCACUCUACUAUUCGUAAAAAGGAUUCCCUGCAGGACUAUUCGAAUGACGACACCAAACUGGAGUACAAUGUGGAUGCUGACAGUGGGAUUGUCAUGGAGGGCUACCUGUUCAAGAGGGCCAGCAAUGCCUUUAAAACAUGGAACAGGCGUUGGUUUUCCAUUCAGAACAAUCAGCUAGUGUACCAGAAAAAGUUUAAGGAUAACCCCACAGUGGUGGUCGAGGACCUCCGUCUGUGCACAGUCAAACACUGUGAGGACAUUGAGAGACGCUUCUGCUUUGAGGUGGUUUCCCCUACAAAGAGCUGUAUGAUGCAGGCAGAUUCUGAGAAGCUGAGGCAGGCCUGGAUCAGAGCUGUGCAGAAUAGUAUUGCCACAGCCUUCAGAGACAGAUCGGAUGACUCGGAGAAACUGGACAGGAAGUCAUCGCCAUCCACGAGCAGUCUGGAUUCAGAGCCCAGAGAGAAGAGCCUGAAGGGAGAGGGUGCCUUGCAGAAGGUCAUGGCUAUUGCGGGUAACUCCACCUGCUGUGAUUGUGACCAGCUGGAGCCGAAAUGGGCCAGCAUCAACCUGGGCAUCACGCUGUGCAUCCAGUGCUCAGGCAUCCAUAGGAGCCUGGGAGUUCACUUCUCCAAGGUGAGAUCACUGACGCUGGACACAUGGGAACCUGAACUUCUUAAGUUGAUGUGUGAGCUGGGAAAUGGAGUCAUAAACCAGAUCUAUGAGGCUCGGAGAGAGGAGCUAGGGGCCAGGAAACCACAGCCAGGAGACCCCAGGCAGGAGGUGGAGGCUUACAUUCGAGCCAAGUAUGUGGACCGGCGCUUCAUCAGAAGGCCCUCGGACGAAGAGCUGAAGCUGAAGGUGGUGACCUUGUGCAAACAGGGAAAACGCCUCAGCUUCUCCUCAGAGCCCCAGCCACCCCGAGCACCACCACCCACACCCAAAGCCCGUCCGGCCUCCGGCACCUCAGAAAAGAGUGCAGACAGUGGAAUCCUAAACAGUGCUGAAGGGAGCAGAGAGGUCCUGGUGAGCAGCUCAUCCACCAACAGCCUGAAUGACACAGAGGCAGCAGAACACCAGCCAGCGAGUGGCAGCAAGGAGCAGGUGAUGUUCUCAGAACCAAAGCACUACUGCCCCGGCCUGCAGCUCUACUGGGCAGCCUUCACCCGCAGCCUGCCCAACAUGGCCGAGGCCCUGGCCCAUGGCGCACAGGUCAACUGGAUUAACACGGAGGAGGAGAAGAGGACGCCGCUCAUAAUGGCCGUGCAAGGAGGCUCUCUGGUUACCUGUGAGUUCCUACUCCAAAAUUCAGCCAGCGUAAACCAGCAAGACAGCCAGGGCAGAGGACCCCUGCACCAUGCCACUAUCCUGGGCCACACAGGGCAAGUGUGUUUAUUCCUGAAGCGUGGAGCCAAUCAGAACGCAUCAGAUAUUGAGGACAAAACACCAUUGUCAAUUGCAGUGGAGGCAGUUAACGCGGACAUUGUAACGCUGCUGCGGCUGGCCAAGAUGAAUGAAGAGAUGAGGGAAUCAGAGGGGCCCUACAAUGCCACAGGAGAUGAGACAUACCAGGACAUUUUCCAAGACUUCACACAGAUGGCAUCAGAGGACCCAGAUAAACUGAACCGCUUCUGAGGAGUGGCCGAUGGCUGAAGUCUGAUGCAGUCAAGCUUCCCAAAGCAGGCUGAGUAGACAGUUUGGCGCUCCUGUCAUUACAUGGCACCACAAUGAUAAUUUUAGAAUUGUAAUGAAUUAAACUUUGAUUCUCUGUCAUAUUUUGUGUUUCCAGCAUUUAGAACAAAAGGGUUUACCAAAGAUUAAAGUAUGAAGUUAAUUGUUCAUUAGGGUAACUCCAAUUGAUGUCAGAUUAUUAUAUCUGUUUUUAGCUCCUCAAGUGAAUUAUUUUAGCCAGUUACUAAACUGAGCCAACCGUGAUUUAAUAGAAACUCAGAUUUUGAGAAAUCCAGUGUCCUAUUUAAUCUUGCUUUUCUCUCAGUGCCGAACAGUAAGGAUACCGCUUUGUUAUAUGACCAGUACAUGUAUCAUCGCUAUUGUACUGCAGAAUGUCCUUCUCACUUAUAUCUACAUAUUACACAAAGUAGUCAUAUUCUACAAAGCAUUUAAGACAACACCUUAUGUAUUUAUGAUGUAGUAGUAUUAUUAAGUUGAUCGUGAUAUAUUUGGCACUUUUGUUGUUGUUGCUUUGUUUAUUUCUCUGGGAGUUCACACAGGCACUCAUCUCACGCAACUCACUAGCAGACUCCAAUCACUCAGCAUGCUGGGAUUUCCUUAGUAAUUCUCAUACACAGCCUUAAUAUCAUGGAGUCAAAAGUUUGUUACUCUGGUGUAAUUCUAAUUUGCUAUUUUAUUAGCUUUUAUGUUUGUUUUUUAUUGAGGUUUUUUUUUUCCCCAUCUUGACCUAUGACAUUUUAAGUGUCACCUCUUUUGUUUCAUAUAUUGGGUUAUUCUGAGUAUCAGAUGUUGAGCAGGGUGCAGAAUUUGUAUGAUGUGCACGAUCUGAUUCACGGUUGUGCUGUUCCUCCAACCUGCUAUACAGGAACAUGUCACUGCUCUCCGCAGGGGUUGGAGCUCUGUCAGGUCAUGUAGCCGACUAGCACUCCACCAGCAGCUUGAUUUAUAAAGCAGACCGGUGCUUGGAUCUGGUGCCUCAGCUCCACCAGCCCUGGAAAUCUCCUCACUUGCCCCCUUGUGGACUGAGAUAGUUUAAUAGUUGUCAAGGCAUUCUCAAAUCUGCAGGCUGGUUUUCAUGUAUAUACAGUAUAUGACAGUAUGAAGAUCAGUAUUGUGGGAUGCAUGUUCUUGUGUUCAUUAGGUUUAAAAUGCUAGGUUUUUGGAUAAGCCACUCCCAGAAGAAUUGGGCAUUGUCAUGGAGGUUUAGAACCUGACUGAGCUGGGUUAGGGUGUUUUUGAUGUCUCCCAUUGCAAUUAUGGGGUGCUUUUAAAAGCACAUGUAGUUAAGUCUCUGCUAUAUGUAGGCAAACGUAGCACACAACUGAAUAAGUAUGCAUCAUACAUUUUUCUUUGUCUUACAUGUUGUAAAGCAUGUACAUUUGUACAUACAUGUGCUUCUGUUUUAUUUGCUAUAAGUAUUUCUUAAAUAAGAAAUAGUGGUACUUGAAAUAUUAAUAAGCUUGUCAUUUUGUUGUUUUGAGCUGGUUUUUAUUAAAUACUCUGCACUUCAUAAGUAUAUGUUUAAUGAGAUUUCUAAAAUGAUGAUGAUAAUUAUAUUCACUGCAGAUGUUUUUUGAACAUGAAACUAUUUUCUGUAUGAUUUUUAUAAAGCAUUCUAUCAUGUUGGCA